Molecule: messenger RNA, 1183 nt
Organism: Lingula anatina
Lineage: Eukaryota; Metazoa; Brachiopoda; Lingulata; Lingulida; Lingulidae
Source: RefSeq, a predicted model, not a curated record
UUACUGACGCACUUCAAAGUCGACUGUUGUUAUUUUCUUUACUUUUUUUCUCCAUUUCCAGCAGUUGUCGGUGACAUAAAUCCUAAUUCAUUCGAAAUGUGUUCUCUGGAACUACAUAAAGUUUGCCAGUCUCAGUAAGAGACUUUUAGAAGAACACAAUGGAAGUGCGCUGGAUCGUCGCGCUUGUCCUCCUUAUUGUUGCGGUCGAAUGUAUACCUCUUAAGCCUCCGUUCCUGUUAAAGCGUCUGCGGAGAGCCGUCCACUGGGGUUUAGCCAGCAGUCGACCAAGUCGCACUGACGACACCUUUGCCGGGAUAAGUGUACGAGACGAGCACGGCAUGGAGUCCGACAGAUUUGACCGCACCGUUCACGUUCCUGUGUUUAUCACCAUUGGCUAUGACAGGUUUGGACGACCCAUUCAGAUUAUCAAUCCAGUGCACGUAGCUUCUGCGGGGAAUUCACGGUCGAUGGAUUUAUACCGAUAUCGCCUUGGUCGAACAGAGGAAGAUGACGUCACCAUACCCAGAGAUGAUGAUGAUGAUGAUGAUGAUGAUGAUGACGAUGACAUUGGCGAAGUUCGAGUUCGCGGCCGCAGUGAUACUGGCGACGAUUAUUACGGCGAUUGGUAUCGGUCUAGAGAAUCUUAAUGCUUUUAAGCAAAACAUUUCUACAGCACAUAUUUAUCACAUGCAAUAUGGCGUCGCCAGUUGCUAUGCUACGUAUUAUUCAUUGGAGACGUAUAUUAAUACCUAUCAUUAUUGUAAUAAUAUUUUCAGUUUGUCGGCUGCGUCCUUUGAAGAUGAAUAUUCAGCCUUUAAAUUUUCAUAGAUGGCUGUUGUAGAUUAAUUAUUCCAGUCAUAACUGACUUAAACUUUUCGCAAAUAGCGAAAUUUUUUUAAUCCUAGAACAAUUUGGAGAAAGUCGACGUGCGUUGGAUGUUUGAGAACGUUAAAAUGAAGAUUUUUAGAAGUCUGAUGUGUGUUAACGACUGGAUGCCUUCUUAUUGCUCGAAACUGUUCAGUGAAUGAAUGACUUACUUUAUUUCAAGUUGUGUGAUCUUAAGUGAAAGAAUCCCAGAAUGACACAUGAAAGUUUUCAGACUUAAGAUUUGUUGAACAUGGAAUACUUUUCGCUAGAUUACAAUUGUUAAACAUACAGAGAUACAUAAAGGCGUCAAAAAUGA